Dendrobium catenatum is the source of this 845-nucleotide messenger RNA. Its product is annotated as calmodulin-binding transcription activator CBT. Gene Ontology annotation, biological process: regulation of transcription by RNA polymerase II. Bases 226 to 714 code for a protein of 162 amino acids. The transcript has 6 exons. The record is from RefSeq and is a predicted model, not a curated record. Gene Ontology annotation, molecular function: transcription coregulator activity; double-stranded DNA binding. Gene Ontology annotation, cellular component: nucleus. NCBI's taxonomy places the organism in Eukaryota, Viridiplantae, Streptophyta, Magnoliopsida, Asparagales, Orchidaceae.
UUGGAGUCCGGACAAAACAAUAAUUUCCUAAGCAUGAGAAGGAGAAAAUCGCUUUGAAUUGCUGGUAACCUAUCUGAUCUCCGAGAAAUUGGCGUGCUUUUCGCUUUGACCUGCCUACGGAGAAAUAAUUGACAGGGGUUUACUCAGCAGUCAGCUCUACUCCGGUCCUCCGUCGGCUUCUUUACGUUUAGGGUUUCCUACGGCGGCAUCUUUCUCCUGUUGGCAAUGGAUCCGUCUCUGAUUCCGCUAGCUGGAGGAGAGGUCCAUGGCUUCCGGACCCUCGCAGAUUUGGAUAUAACAAAGUUGAGGGAAGAUGCAUCAACAAGGUGGUUUAGGCCCAAUGAGGUUCAUGCAAUAUUGACUAAUUCUACUCAUUUUACGGUCUUACCACAACCAGUUGAAAAUCCAACCAAUGGCAGUAUUGUGCUAUUUGAUCGCAAAAUGCUAAGAAAUUUCCGGAAAGAUGGGUAUAACUGGAAGAAGAAAAAGGAUGGGAAAACUGUUCAGGAAGCUCAUGAAAAAUUGAAGAUUGGUAACGAAGAAAGAAUCCAUGUAUACUAUGCACGUGGGGAGGAUGAUCCAAACUUUUACCGUAGGUGUUAUUGGCUUCUUGAUAAGAAAUUGGAGCACAUUGUUCUGGUUCAUUAUCGCCAAACUUUGGAGGAAGAGCAUACAUCGAGCAACUUUGAAGAUUCAAGAUUUAUGAUAGUGUAGCGUUAAUAUAUAAGUUAGUUUGUGUUUAGCAUGUCUGUACUUUUUAUUUUUCUUGUGUCAUUUUCUGUAUUAUGUGUAUGUUUGCUAAGCAAUCAAGCACAUAUUUAUAAGGGGGAGAGAAAUUGAAUACU